Messenger RNA from Oryza sativa Japonica Group (Japanese rice), 1349 nucleotides. RefSeq lists its product as uncharacterized. The record is from RefSeq and is a predicted model, not a curated record. NCBI's taxonomy places the organism in Eukaryota, Viridiplantae, Streptophyta, Magnoliopsida, Poales, Poaceae.
UCCUCGCAAACUCCUCUGCACUACUGCUUUACCCUCUCCCAGUCUCCCCUCCCCCAACUCCGGCGAUGGCCAUGGCGGCACCGGCGCGCGACGACGAGGAGCCCCAGGACGGCUACUACUCCAUCGUCUACGAGUUGCAUGCUCCGGGGGACGACGAGUGGCUGCUCCGGCACCUGUGGAGGGAGGCGCACCCGAUGGCGCAGGCAGGCGGGGAGGCCGGGGCCCCGGUUCUCGGGAGGAUGAUGGCGGCGAUGAGGAGGUGGUGGUGGCGCGCGGAUCCGCAGCUACAUCUCGGGAGGGCCCGUCUGCUUCUCCGCAGGUGGAGGGCGGGCUCCGCCUCCGCGCGCCGCCUCGCGAGGUGGAGGAGGGAGGGCGGCGUCACGCCGCGGGUGCUCCUGCAGUCUGCAGAGGUGGUGGCGGCGCGUCCAUCCACAGGUCGUGCUCAGGGGCUUGACGGCCUUGGGGGUCGCCACCAUGGUCUUGACGUUCCUCAUCCUCAAGGACAUCGAAGGCUACUUCGACUUCCUCAGCAUCCGUUACCCAUUUGCGCUGCCAUCUUUCUUCCUCCGCUACGAGCGGGUGAUGCACGACUUCGUUGUGGCGGGCGGGAUCACCGUACUCACCCCGUUCAUCUGGGGCGCCCUCGUCGCCAUCAUGGUACUCCCAUUACCGAUGGUCUGCAGCUAGAUGGCCGCCCUGUGGUGCCGGAGCCGGAGCAGCAAGUCCAUCAGCCGGAUCCGGAUGAGCCCGAGCACGUGUACCGCGUCGUCCUGCACGGCGAGGAGUUCACGUUCCUCACCAACAUUCCGAGAGCCAAGUUCUAUCUCCUGAUAGCUGCUGUUUUUGUCGUCGUUUUCUUGUUCCACCCCUUCAGCGCUGAGACCUGAGAGCGGGGCGGGCGCUUCUAACAAAGUUGGGGCUCUCUCAAAUCGGCGUCAUGUCUUUGGUUUCGGUUUCAAUCUUUAGAGUACUUCUCCUCGGCUACGGUUGUGUUACUUUGGCUAGCUGUUCGCAUGUUCUGAUACGCUAACGUUCUGGUCUUUUACUCUUUUGCAACAACCCUUGAUGGAACAUUACAUAGGAAGUAGCUGCUGGAGUAGUAUUAAGAGGCACUUAGUACCAUCUGAGAUCUGAGACCACCUUAGUUGGAACACUAUUAGGAAGUACCUGUCGUAGUUAUUACACUAUUACUCCUAGUACCAUCUGAUAACUGCGAUAUGUGACUUUACCUGUUUUGAUGCUUGUCAAAACUAGUAGUAGUACUCUAUCAUAUAUGUGCUGAGAUGAACCAUUGCACCAUAUAUGGUGCAAGCUAAACAGAACAUUGGAGUGCAGUCUGCUUUUUCUUA